AUGGCCACGAGUGCGUUUGACUACUUAAUUCACUAUAACGGAAAAAGGCUUAAAAUUAACUCAGCUCGUGAGACAAUUUUUAUGGGUAGGUGGAAAGUGAGGGAUGGCCUUCCAAAGAAUGACAUCUACAGUCUUUCUUUCCUUCUCUACGUGACCAAAUCAGUGUCUUUAAAAGGCUUCCCUUACCAUCUCACUUACUAUACCUCACCAAAAUCUAAACUUUCGCUUUCUCCUGACUUUAUUCACUCACCCUUCGACGUAUAG
Dovyalis caffra is the source of this 264-nucleotide messenger RNA. Lineage: Eukaryota; Viridiplantae; Streptophyta; Magnoliopsida; Malpighiales; Salicaceae. The record is from the annotation of a GenBank genome assembly.